This is a messenger RNA of Boleophthalmus pectinirostris (great blue-spotted mudskipper), 3867 nucleotides long. RefSeq names its product sterile alpha motif domain containing 11 (gene samd11). Gene Ontology annotation, molecular function: protein binding; DNA-binding transcription activator activity, RNA polymerase II-specific; RNA polymerase II cis-regulatory region sequence-specific DNA binding. The transcript has 13 exons. NCBI's taxonomy places the organism in Eukaryota, Metazoa, Chordata, Actinopteri, Gobiiformes, Gobiidae. Gene Ontology annotation, biological process: positive regulation of transcription by RNA polymerase II. The coding region runs from base 1 to 2640 and encodes 879 amino acids. The record is from RefSeq and is a predicted model, not a curated record.
AUGCCUGCGAUCAAGAAGGAGCGGCUGGAUGGAGACGAUAUGGCAUUGACCGCGUUUAACCAGGCCGACUACCUGGCUCCUUUAAAUGCCACCGCUAUCCCCGUGGUGACCCCGCAUCCGCCGCCCUACGAUCACAUUUUCGCCCAUCACCGCGCGUACUUGGGGCUUCACGACUCGGCGCUGCAUCACCAGCACCUCCACCACCACACGGACGACUUAAUGCUGGAGCGGUUCUCCUCCAUCCCGGACUUUCAACCCUUUUUUGACAACGGGGAGCCCUGUAUCGAGGUGGAGUGUGGCGAAAACAAGGCAUUGCUUUAUAUCAAUAAACUGUGUCAAGGAAGUAAGGGACCUUCUAUUAAAUACAGGGGCGAGUGGCUCACCCCAAACGAAUUUCAAUUUGUGAGUGGACGGGAGACGGCCAAGGACUGGAAACGCAGUAUUAGACACAAAGGGAAAAGUCUGAAGACGCUCAUGUCCAAAGGGAUUUUACAGGUGCACCCUCCGAUCUGUGAUUGUCCAGGCUGCAGGAUCUCAUCUCCAGUGAACCGGGGGCGACUGGCUGAGAAGCGCACCAUCCCGCUCCCUCCAAACCGGGUGCCAAAGAAGGAGCUGGCCUCUAUCUUCAGCAGUGACGACAGCGAAGGCAGCGAGCGGGCCAGCGGGGACCAUGCCCACAUCAAGCAGGAGGACGAGCUGCAUUUUAGUAUCAUGAGGAAAAGUCGGGACAAUGACCUCUCCACAAUAAUCUCCAACCUACACCACACAAGGCAGCACGGCAUGUCCGAGAGCCAGUCUGAGCGCAGCACCGCCGGGCAAACAGACGACAUUCUGGGCAAAAGACGAAGCUUCUCUCCAAACAGCAGCAGCGACUGUCCCUCAGAAAGCAAGAAGUCACGUAGUGUAUCCCCAAAAGAGAACCCGCAGAGCCCGGUGGUGGAGGCAGGGCGCAGUGUGGGUCACAUGAGUCCUGAAGACCACUACAGAAGGAUGAUGUCCAGUCUGAGUGAGCAGGGCAGCUAUGAGGAGCAGCAGCAGAGACUGUACCAGUUGGCCAGCAGCAUGGGCCUGCCUGGACACGAUUUGCUCAGAGCUCGUCAGGAGGCGCUGGUGGCUGCUGUGAGGACUCCAGCACUUGAAGCUCAUCUGCCUUCUGGAAGUUCAUCCUCAUCCAGCCAGAGACGCAAACAGGGCCUGCCUCAGCACCGGGACGCACACUAUACAGACAGGGAUCUCUCUCAGCCUCCGCCUCUGCUGUCUCCCCCCACAGCCCCCCACAUCACGUUAGGACCUCACCUGCGGCCUCCUUUUCUGGGCAUGCCCACUGCUCUGUGCCAGGCACCAGGUUAUGGGUUCCUUCCACCUGCUCAAGCUGAGAUAUUUGCCCGUCAACAAGAGAUGCUAAGGAAACAGAACCUGGCCAGACUGGAGAUGUCUGCAGAGCUGCUGAGGCAGAAGGAACUGGAGAACCUACGACAGCAGCGCCUCUUGGGCUCUGACCCUGUGGGGGCUCUUUCAGGAGCACUGCCCGCUGACCACCCCGCGCUCCGUAACAUCCAGGACCUGCCUGAGGGGCACCCGCUGAGGGAGGAACUCGCCCGUCGCACCAAUGCCAUGCUGGUGCUGCGUCAUGGGGCCACGCCUCCUCUCCUCUCUUUAAACCAGCAGCCACAGUCAGGGACUCCCACACCCAAAGACCUCCAUAAACACAACUCAGCUUCUGGCUCUGACUCCCGCAAAUGCCCCAGUGGAGGCUCGGGGGGUCCACCAGGGCCAAGGGACCACCGAGAAGAGGACUCUGACAGUGAGGCAGACACAUGUGAGGACAAACCGGAAGGAGCAGAGGCCAAAUCCAGUAGUAAGCUCCAGGUCGGGGAGAGGCGGGAGGGUAAAGAGGCCAAUAAGGGACUUUGUGUCAGGGCUAAAGAGAGCACUGAAAGCUCGGGUCAAAACAGCGCCCCCUGCAAUUCAUCAGAGACAGACUCACCCAGCCGCCUCUUCUCUGUGGGGCAGGCCAAAGACGUCAAGUUUCACCUUCCAACAGGCUUCAUGCCCCCACUGCCCACGCUCCAUGGACAGAGCUUCCCAUUUGGCUUUCCCUACGCCAACCCCUACUUUCACUCGGGUGCGAUGGGAGGUCUUUUCACGGAUGGGGAGGACUCCUCCACAACAAACCCAGCGGAGGACAUCAGCAAGUGGAGUGUGGAAGACGUGUGUGGCUUCAUAAGCAGCUUGGCCGGAUGUGCAGAGUACACACAGGUGUUUCGGGAGCAGGCCAUUGAUGGAGAGACUUUACCUCUGCUCACCGAGGAGCACCUGCUACACUCCAUGGGACUAAAGCUGGGCCCGGCGCUCAAGAUCCGCUUUCAGGUAGCUCGGCGCUUUGGCAGACUUUUCUACAUGACUGGUUUCCCCUUUGCAUUCCCUUUCCCACCGGCCAUCCUGCGACCUCCAGAGCGAGAUCUGAGCACACCUGACUCCUCUCUGCCCCCAAAUGCAUCACAAACGAACAAACCCACCUCAACAAGCAGCAGCUCCUCUCCUUAUAGUGGGCCCACCCCUGGGUGCUCCUCCCCCAAAAAACAGAAUGGUACAAGCUCAAGUAUGGCGACACGGUUUGAGGCAAAAACGCCUUCGUAGGACACAGAAAUAGAAAUGAAUCAAGGCUGCUCAUAUUUGCUACUUUAACCAGACUUUGUCCUGACCUCUCCCAUUGCCUUGGGACCUUUAAAACUGAUUUCAUGGAAAAGUAUUGGACUGGAUUAAAAGGGAGGAGGAUGUGGUGUUUUUUCCGUUUGUCUGCAUUGUGGCAGAAUCCAAAGAAAUAGAGUUUGGAGCGGAGACGCGCAAAGUGACAGAGGAAUAGAGAAAAGGAAAGGGAGACAGCUGGUCACAGACAGCCUGCCAAAAAUCCGGAGCAAGCGGCACACAUGCGACAUUCUUGCGAGUCAGACACAGGCGGAGCCGGGUCCUUCCUUCCUGGGCUGGAGGAAGCUCUGCGUUCCCUUCUGCUUGUGUCUCUGUGACUGCUGCGAGCACGAGCACUGCUCCCUCCUCUCGCCUUUCUCUUGGAGCCAAACAGCAGCAAGGGGUCGUCUCUUCAAAGGCUGGAGUCCAAGCAUACGGCCAACAGCACACGAUCUGACCAGCUCUGGCUUAGCACUGCUAACUAUGCAUUCCACUGUCCCGAUACCAAAGAUGACCGGAUGUGUGGAGUUGAACACAUUUCACAUGGUGUCUGCCUCAUUUUGCAUUAAGAAAAGACUAUUUGAACCCCGUGAACAUGAUGCACUCUGUGGCACUGAAGUUGAGGUAUUAAAGCCUUGAAAGUGUCUGUACAUGUGCUGACUACUGUUGGUGAAGGACUAAGAUGCAAACUGUACAGAAUCAUGAUGAAAAACUCUGAAGGUUACAUGCGUGGUACUUUGACUUUUGUUAUUUGUAGUUGCACGAAAAAGUUUUUCUUUACUGAAAAAUGUGACUUGCUGAAUUUAUGUGGUACUUUGACUUUUUUGUUUUGCCACUUUUUAAAAAGGUAAUAUUAAGAGAUGCUCCAAUCUUGAAUGCUCCUUCGGCAUAUAAAUAUGAGGACAGAUAUUUAUAGGAUUUUUGAUGUGGUAGAUAAAGCAGAAUAUGAUAUGUAUUAUAAUUAGCCCUUGAGAUGGAUCCCAAAGAUAAUUUUACUUUGUUUUCUCUUGGUUACAGGGAAAAGAAAGGCACAGAGCUCUUAAUGCAAACAUGUUGAAUUUGUUAUGAUUUUUUUAAAGCAAUGAAUUAAAAAAGAUCUCUAGAUUUCCCUUCAAAAUGUUUGUCUUCAUCCUAUUUUUCUAUUCACCACACAGGCAAAUAAAUCCUAAACAAACAGUG